Molecule: messenger RNA, 1848 nt
Organism: Alternaria incomplexa
Lineage: Eukaryota; Fungi; Ascomycota; Dothideomycetes; Pleosporales; Pleosporaceae
Exons: 3
Coding region: 1-1848 (615 amino acids)
Source: RefSeq, a predicted model, not a curated record
AUGAAGUUCGACUCCUCCAUCCUUAUCGCCUCCUUGGCGGCGACCGCUGUUGCGGCUCCGGCUCAGGAACCUUGCGAUCACACUGCUAUGGCUAAGCGAUGGGUUGACACUACUGGUGGCCAGAGGAUGCCUGCACACUACGUCGCUACUGUCCGCAAGCUCUCUUCCGAGAAGGUUAAGAACAAGCGUACACUUGACGCGCUCCUCGGUGGCCUUGGCGGUGGAGCGGCAGGUGCAGGUGCCGGAGCAGGAGGCCUUGGUGCCCUUGGUGGACUCGGUGCUCUGGGAGGUGGUGCCGGUGGUGCUGGAGGCCUGAGUGCUUUGGCUGGUGGUGCUGGAGGUCUCGGCGCUCUCACUGGUGCUGGAGCUGGUGGCGCAGGAGCUGGAGCUGGAGCCGGCGGUCUCGGUGCCCUUGGUGGACUUGGUGCUCUAGGAGGUGGUGCAGGUGGCGCAGGAGGUGCAGGAGGUCUCGCUGCCCUUUUCCCUGGUCUCGCCAAGCGUCAACUUGAUCAGCUCCUCGCUGGUUUGACUGGCGGUGCAGGUGGCGCAGGCGGCGCAAAGGGUGCGGCGGGUGCCGCUGGCGGUGCUGGUGGUAUCGGCGACCUUCUCAGCGGUCUCGGUAUCGGUGGUGGAGCUGCUGGCGGAAAGGCGGGCGGUGCCGCUGCUACUACCCCCAAGGCACCUGCGACUAGUGCUGCCGCCAGCGCUGCGAAGGGCCAGAAGGGUGCCGGAGCUGCUGGUGCUGCUGGUGCUGCUGGUGCUGGUACUCUUACCGGCGCUGCAAACAACGGCACUGCUGCGGCAGGAGGCGCUACCGCCGCUGGUACUGGCAAGGCUGGCAAGGGAGCUGGCAACUUGAACGGAGCUGCUGGUGCCGGAGCAAAUGCCAACGGUGCCACUGGCACUGGAGCUACUGCCAACGGAGCCACUGGAACUGGAGCUACUGGUACUGGAGCGACUGGUACUGGAGCGACUGGUACUGGCGCUAGCAAAGGAGCUGGUAAUGGAGCAGCUGGUGCUGGAGCCACUGCCAACGGCGCUACUGGUACUGGAGCAACUGGUGCUGGAGCUGGCAGGGGACAAGGCAAUGGAGCUGCCAACGGUCAACAGGGAGCCGGCCGUGGUCAACAAGGUGCCGGAGCCGCCACUCCCCCAACUCCUCCUACCGCUGGUGGCGCGGGUACUGGAGCAGCUGGAGCUACUCCCCCCACUCCUCCCACUGCCGGUGGUGCCGCCCCUGGUCCUAACGGAGCGACUCCUCCCGCACCUCUCACUUCUGGUGGCAUUGCCGCUCCCCCUGCUCCCCCUGCCAAUGGAGCCACUCCUCCUACUCCUCCCACUGCUGGCGGCGCGGGAACCGGAGCAACUCCUCCUACUCCCCCUACCGCUGGUGGCGCAGGCAUCGGAGCUACUCCUCCCACUCCUCCCACUGCCGGUGGCGCUGCUCCCGCUGCCGGUGCCAACGGUCCUCUUGCCGGUGGAAACAGCCCCACUGCUGGUGGCGCCGCAGGAGCUGGCCUUACCGGAACUGGAGCUACAGGUGCCGGUGCCGCAGGCUCAGCCGGUUCAGCUACCGGAGCUGGUGCAGCAACUGGAAACGGUGCCUCUGGCGCUCUUACUGGCGCUACUGGUGCUACUGGUGCUACUGGUUCUUCCGGCUCUACCGGUGCUUCUACCGGUGCGUCUGGAUCUACUAGCACAUCUGGCACCAAGGGCACAGGUGCAAACAGCGCUUCUAACGGCGCCUCCGCCGCAUCUGCAUCUGGCAACGGAAAGGCCUCAGGUGGCAAGGGCGCUUCGUCUGGCAACGCCGACUCUGCUCUCGCUGACUCUCAGGAGGAGGACUAG